AUGGCUCGUGGCAAGGAUAAGAAAAAGCGUAAAUUAGAGAAAAAGCAAGAGGGGGAUGAUGUUCCCAAGAAAGUUCCCCAUACUUUGGAGUCUUUACGAGAGAAAGAUGAAACAAUGCUUGCAAAUGUGGAAGAUGAAGAAAAAGAGGAGGCACAAAAAGACAUGGAAUUGGACGAGCUUUCAUCAUAUUUUCAAAACUCUUAUGAGCCUAAAGUACUCAUCACAUACUCAGACAACCCACACACAAAGACUCGGAUAUUUGGCAAGGAACUGAUGAGGAUAAUCCCUAAUUCAUUGUCUCGUUAUAGACAGAGGUCGUCAGUUAAACGAAUAGUUCAAUCGGCAAUACGCGAAGGAUACACGGACGUGGUCAUCAUAAAUGAAAACCAGAAGCAGCCAAACGGGUUCCUUCUAAUCCACUUGCCGGGCGGCCCCACCGCUCACUUCAGACUGUCUAGCUGCAAAAUAACCCCUGAACUAAGGAAGGACUACAAAGAAAUCACCACGCACCGGCCUGAGGUGAUAUUGAACAACUUCAGCACCCGCCUGGGCCUGACCGUGGGUCGGAUGCUGGGCGCCCUGUUCCACUAUGAGCCGCAGUUCAGGGGCAGACGCGCCGUCACCUUCCACAACCAGCGCGACUACAUAUUCUUCAGGCAUCACAGGUACGAGUUCACUGCGGACGGGAAACGCGCGAAGCUCCGAGAGCUGGGCCCCAGGUUCACCCUGAAGCUGGUCUCGCUGCAGCAGGGCACCUUCGACUCCAAGCGAGGCGACUACGAGUGGAUAAUCGCCGGCCGCCGCCAUCUGAUGGAGACCUCCCGGAGGCGUUUCUUCUUA
This is a messenger RNA of Iphiclides podalirius (scarce swallowtail), 840 nucleotides long. NCBI's taxonomy places the organism in Eukaryota, Metazoa, Arthropoda, Insecta, Lepidoptera, Papilionidae. The record is from the annotation of a GenBank genome assembly.